Ziziphus jujuba (common jujube) is the source of this 1992-nucleotide messenger RNA. RefSeq lists its product as uncharacterized. Bases 1 to 1992 code for a protein of 663 amino acids. The transcript has a single exon. The record is from RefSeq and is a predicted model, not a curated record. NCBI's taxonomy places the organism in Eukaryota, Viridiplantae, Streptophyta, Magnoliopsida, Rosales, Rhamnaceae.
AUGGAGUUACCGAUCCCCGAGAAGCUGGAGAAGUUGUGGGAUAAAUGGGAUAUCCCAGCCUGCGUUCUCUUAAGCCUCUUGAUGCAAGUUUUCUUAGUACUUUUUGCAUCAUUGAGACAACGGAGUAGAAAUCCAUUUCUUCUCUUUUUCAUCUGGUCGGCUUAUUUGAUCGCCGAUUGGAUCGCUACAGUUACUAUCGGACUCAUCACCAAAGUUCAGACUCAGACUGACCCUUUUCACCCUCAUGUCAAUCAAGACCUUUAUGCCUUUUGGGCUUCAUUUCUUUUGUUGCAUCUUGGUGGCCCUGAUUUCAUUACUUCAUUUGCUCUGGAGGACAACGAAUUUUGGCUGAGGCAUUUGUUCGGGCUCAUUUUACAGGUUAUGGGCGCUGCUUACUCCAUCUUUCUAACUCUUCCCAACAACAAUCUAUGGCUUCCAACCAUUCUAGUCUUUGUUGUUGGAACUGUUAAAUAUGCAGAAAGGACAAUGUCUCUGUAUCUUGCCAGCUCCAAUCAGUUUGGAGCUACUGUUCAUGUUUUAGGAGAACUAGAUGUUGGGGAUACCAAGUUUGAUUCCAAUCUAGCUUCACAAUCAUCAAAUCACAUGGAGUUGCUGAUAGUUUCCUAUUCCCUUUUCCAAAGCUUCAAAGGGAUUGUUGCCGGGUUCACUACUUUCGGUGAGAAAAUGGUAGAAUCAUGUGAAAAGCUGUUUUUUGAACAUGUAAAAGAAAUUCCAAAUGUGGCUUUUAAACUGGUGGAGUACGAGCUCAGUUUCUUGUACGAGGUUCUUCACACCAAGGUUAUUGUGGUACAUAGUAGAAUUGGAUUUAUAUUUCGUUUGAGUAGCUUCUUUUUAAUCAUUGGAGCCUUUUUAUUGUUCCACUUUGCGGUAGUAGUUGAUCACAAUAAGCAUGAUCAUGAUCAUGAUAAAUUUGGUGGAUUUGAAUUGUCACUUACUUAUGCCUUGCUCAUUGGAGCUAUAGGACUCGAUACCAUAUCUGGAAUUAAUCUCAUGUUUUCUGAUUGGAUCCUGGUUUCCAAUAAUGGAUUGAUAAAGAUGUGGAGAAAAUAUAUUCCAGAAUUUGUUUUAAAAAGAAAAAGAUGGUGUGGGUCGGUUUCCCAGUAUAACAUGAUAGAUUAUUGCUUAGAUGAACGUUGGAUAUGGAAAUGCAAUAAGUUUCCCGACUGUUUUAGAGCCAUGACAGACAGUAUCAAAUUCAUGUUAUUUUCGUCAUCGGUGGAUGAUAUUGAAGAACUCAAGUGCUUCAUCUUUGAAAAGCUCACUACCAGUUUGAUUAUAAGUGUUGAUGUAGAGUAUAGCACGACUGAUAGUGUUAAUUAUGCUCAAACAGUUCUUCAAUUGCAUUUAGCCACUGAAAUUUGUUAUCACCAUCAGACAGAGACAGAAUUAAAUUCUUAUACGGAUGAAGAAAAGAGGGAAAGAAGAAUGAGCAAGAUGAUUUCGGAUUAUAUGUUUUACCUUCUGAUCAUGAAGCCUGAAAUGCUCGGUUCAUCAGUUGAGGGAAAUUGGAAAAAGUUCUUGCAGGAUACAUUUGCAGAGGCCAAGUCACGUUUGAUGGAAUACGACAUAUAUGAUCAUGCACAAGCCUGCAAGCAUUUUAUGGAUAAAUAUAACCAUGUGGAAGACAAAUCGACCACCACGACAAGCAGGCAUGGAAAUUAUGGAAAAAAAGCUAGUAGCAAAUCUUUGCUGUCAGAGGCAUGUAAACAAGGACAAGAAAUUAAAAGAACAAAUUGGAAAGGAAUGAGUUCCCGUUGGCUUUUCUGCUUCUUCUAUGCAAUCAUGAAUUGCAGAACAUUGUUACAUGCACAGCAGCCAAGUAGGGGUGGUGAACUUUUCACUUUCACUCGGUUUCUCAUCCAACAUGUAUGCUCGGUCUCUUUCUUGGAUGACAUAGAUGAAUUUGAAAAUACCCUACCUGCUGUCUCAAUCUUCUCAUCAGAUGAUCAACCCAUGCCGAACCCACCAUAG